Molecule: messenger RNA, 2068 nt
Organism: Passer montanus (Eurasian tree sparrow)
Lineage: Eukaryota; Metazoa; Chordata; Aves; Passeriformes; Passeridae
Gene: RAB30
Product: RAB30, member RAS oncogene family
Exons: 6
Coding region: 568-1179 (203 amino acids)
Biological process (GO): Rab protein signal transduction
Cellular component (GO): trans-Golgi network
Molecular function (GO): GTP binding; GTPase activity
Source: RefSeq, a predicted model, not a curated record
AGCGGGGGCCGCGGGGGCGCGCUGCGCGCCGCCGCUCAUUGUGCUGGGCCGGUGCCGCGUCCGCUGCCGGGGCCGGCGGGGCCGCGCUCCCGCAUCCCCGCACACGGCUGCCUUGCGCCCAGCCCUGCCGCUCCUGUCCCGGCCGUCCCGGCCCCAGGGUGGCUCCACAGCGUUCCGGAGGGCUGCGCUGCACGGGCGGUGGGGACUGAACACGCAUCCCCGAGCGGGACUGCCUUGCGCCCAGCCCCGCUGCACCCAUCCCGGGGAGCUGCCCUGCGCCGGGAGGGUGGGCAGCACCCAUCCCGGUGGAAGUGGGCUGCCUCGCGUUCAUCGGCGGGGUCCGCACCUCGCCCAGCGCCGCUGCCGGUGCCCAGCGUGCGGCGGCCCGGGGCUGCCGCUCCUUGCCUCCGCCGCUGCCCGGCUCCUGGCUCCCGCCUCGUUUUAUGGUCCUGGAGAGGGAGGACAAAUCCCAAACCAGUGAAAAUCCAGAUUCUGACAGAAAAUGGAGUGUCAGGCUGUUCUCAUGCUUCUGAAGAUGGUGUGUGUCCUGGAGGUGCUGCUGCGUAAAUGAGUAUGGAAGAUUAUGAUUUCCUCUUCAAAAUUGUUUUAAUCGGCAACGCCGGGGUGGGGAAGACCUGCUUAGUCCGUCGCUUCACUCAGGGGCUUUUCCCACCAGGGCAAGGAGCCACGAUUGGGGUUGACUUUAUGAUUAAAACUGUGGAGAUAAACGGUGAAAAAGUCAAGCUGCAGAUCUGGGACACGGCGGGCCAGGAGCGGUUCCGAUCCAUCACGCAGAGCUACUACCGCAGCGCCAACGCGCUGAUCCUCACCUACGACAUCACCUGCGAGGAGUCCUUCCGCUGCCUGCCCGAGUGGCUGCGCGAGAUCGAGCAGUACGCCAGCAACAAGGUCAUCACCGUGCUCGUGGGUAAUAAGAUUGAUUUAGCUGAUAAGAGGGAAGUCUCCCAGCAAAGAGCUGCAGAGUUUUCUGAAGCACAGGACAUGUACUAUCUGGAAACAUCGGCAAAAGAAUCGGAUAAUGUGGAAAAACUCUUCCUGGACUUGGCCUGCCGGCUGAUCAGCGAGGCACGACAGAACACCCUUGUGAACAAUGUCUCAUCCCCCUUACCAGGAGAGGGGAAAAGUAUCAGCUACUUGACUUGCUGUAAUUUUAAUUAAAGAGAUGGCAUGUGAUUGCCCCUUCUGCCAUGGGCCAAGUGGAUUUUUUUUUUCUAUGCUGGGAUUUAUCUACUUGAAGGAGUUCCUGCCAAUCAGAUCCAUCUGGCUUACUCAGAGUCAGGUUACAGUCCUGGAAGCAUGGCAGGCUGAUGGUUCCAGCUGCAUGGCAAUGUAGCAGAAUACAACAGGGUUUAAAUUUAAUUUUUCUUGCAGUCUCUGGAGCAGGUCAGAAAAGGAAGAGUUGCACAAGUGCUUCAUGUAAUGCAGAACAUGAGCUGUUUUGUUUCCUUCUGUGGGAGAGUAGACCAGCCUUCCUUGAAAAUACUGAAGAGAUCAAAAUGUCUCUUACAGAACAAUGUGUUUGAUCCUUUUUAAGGUAAAACAAAGUAAGAAGAAACGCAACAAUGAACACUGACUUUGGACUGCCCUGGCAAUCUUCUGGGCUGUCAGCGAGCGAGCUCGUAGGAUGUGUACAUAACGUCUGCCCUGCGUCUUCAUGGAGGACUUUGGUGUUUGAAAUAGUGUUAUGUCUCUCAUCUACAGGCACUUUCAUGAACGUGGAAUAAACAAAAAAGUUACAUAUAGCAGUAUUUUCAAGAUUGAAGAAGACAUGGAUACGGCUCAGUCGCUCCCUUUGGUGCUAGCAGUUCAGCAAAUAUUCCAUAGGCCAAAUGUAGUCUUACCACAUUACUGUCUUCUGAAUGUGUAACCUAGACUGGUUAGGAAAAAAACACUAAUAAGCACUGUUCAUAAAAAUAAAAAAAUCUCAUUACCUCUUUUUCUAGGCCUGAACAUAGUUGGAAAGGACUGUGUGCUUCUUUGAUAUCCAACAAAGGAUGAAAAGACUUUCCAGAAAUAAAAAUAAAUAAAUUAACCAUUCCUCCUCUAA